AUGUCCGAAACUCAUUCUACAAUGGAAUUGGUGUUAGCAAUAUUGAUCAUAACUGGGUUUUUCUGCUCAUCAUCAAAGGCUCAUACAUUCGAUGUUGGCGGCGAAGAUGGCUGGACCCUUCAUCCCUCCCACAAUUACACCCUUUGGGCCGAAAAAUAUCGUUUUGAGAUCAACGAUCAGCUUGUUUUCAAGUACAAGCAAGGGCACGACACGGUCCUCGUCGUGAACCGAAACGACUACACCAAAUGCAACAAAGAGAACCCGAUAAGGACCUUCAAGGGCGGCCACUCGGUAUUCAAGUUCAAAAAAUCGGGUCCAUUCUACUUCAUAAGUGGACACGACCAAAAUUGCGAGAAAGGGCAAAAGCUCGAAGUCAUAGUACUUUCCAAGAAUCAUCAUUUUCCGACCACCUCGCCGGAAGCGGGACCCACGGCCCAUGCACCAACGGUCGAGCCGCCAUCUCGUUCCCCGUCACCAUCUCCGACAGCCGGCAAAACCCCAUCUCCGGCAAGCAAGCCACCAUCUCGUUCUCCGUCACAAUCUCCAGCUGUGGGAAUAAACACCACACGAAUCUCACCAGUCAAGCCACCAUCUCGUUCUCCGUCACCAUCUCCGGCUGCUGGAAUAAACCCCACACGAAUCUCGCCGGUCGAGCCACCAUCUCGUUCUCCGUCACCAUCUCCGGCUGCUGGAAUAAACCCCACACGAAUCUCGCCAGUUGAGCCACCAUCUCGUUCUCCGUCACCAUCUCCGGCUACCGGAAUAAACCCCACACGAAUCUCGCCAGUCGAGCCACCCUCUCGUUCUCCGUCACCAUCUCCGGCUGCCAGAAUAAACCCCACAAGAACCUCGCCAGUCGAGCCACCAUCUCGUUCCCGGUCCACACCUCCGGCGGCUAAAGCUCCAGCACAUGAGCAGCCAUCUCGUACCCCGUCACCAUCUCCGGCUGCAGGAAAACCAGUCGAGUCACCAACUCAUUCUCCGUCACAAGAAGCAGAAUCUCCCAAGAAGAGUUAUGGUGCACCAGAGCCCGUCACAGAGCAUCCCCACCACGGGCACCGUGGUCUGCACUUUGGGCUGCGUCCUAUCUUUCUUUUUGGGUAUUAA
Molecule: messenger RNA, 1107 nt
Organism: Striga hermonthica
Lineage: Eukaryota; Viridiplantae; Streptophyta; Magnoliopsida; Lamiales; Orobanchaceae
Source: the annotation of a GenBank genome assembly